Acromyrmex echinatior (Panamanian leafcutter ant) is the source of this 2027-nucleotide messenger RNA. RefSeq lists its product as hypothetical. Lineage: Eukaryota; Metazoa; Arthropoda; Insecta; Hymenoptera; Formicidae. Gene Ontology annotation, molecular function: protein binding. The record is from RefSeq and is a predicted model, not a curated record.
CCGGCGGGCAACGGUCGAGCUACGUCGUGAAGUGCGUCACAUAUUAUUAUCCUGCGGAACGUGGUCGUGAUGAGACGCAUAGGUACAAUUCUCUACGAACCGUAAGAAAAUAUUGGCUAGCAUGAUCGAUUCUUGAUUACAAUGGCGUCGUCUACGAUGUGUGAAGUAGUACGUCGUAAAAAUAAGAACAAGAAAUUGAUCGAAUGUGAAGAAAAUGAUCGUCUCGUAAUUCGUAAAAGCUAUUCUUCCAAUUCGAGACGACAUGACGACUGGUCAUCGAUGUAUAAGGCGUGAGAGGUACAAGAAGGUAUAUGUAACGUGCAAUGGUGGGUGGAUGAAGAAUAAUGACAAUGAAGUCUCAGAAGAGGAGGAACAGAGGAGGAGGAGGCCCGGGGUGGCAUCAGGCAUCGGCGGAGCAACCGAGGAUUAACAUCGUAUACUACAACUCCGCUGCUGCGCAUCGGACCGAUUAUUAUAAACCGACCAAGACGAAUCUUCCUCGUAAACCAUCGCGGACCAUCGGGUUAACGGUGCCCUCGAGAUGCGGUGAUGGCUUUGUUGUAUAGGUUCGCGCAGCUGCACGAUCGCAGUGGCACGCGGGUCUUCUCCUUCGUCGUCACUAGGACCGUCGUGCGCGAUCCUGAGAGGGACGUCACCAGCAAGGAACUAGUAUGCGGUUUUCAAAGAUGGGCCGUCGCUUUUUCGCGCGGGGAAAAGGUUCUGGGCGUAUACUUGGUAUGGCGUGGCGCGUCAAGAAACCUCCGCGUAUACGUGGACUUCACGUUUACGCUGCUGAAUCGGGAGCACUUCUCUAUGAACGAGAGCUUUUCCGGCAAACGAGUCAAGUUUACAUACGAGGCACCGGCCCAGGGCAACCGCAGUUACAUCGCCGUAGCGGACCUCUACAGCCGUAAUUUCGCCGAUACGAAUGGCGAGUUUCAGCUGGAGCUGUCCAUGGCGAACGUGCGAACGGUCUACAUGACGGAGGUCAGGAUGCCAACGUCGGUGUUCUCGGCUGGUCAGACGAAGCCGAGCAAGCUGGAGACCGACUACUUCGCAUUCGGCGGUUUCGACUGGAAUUUGGUCAUCUAUCCGCAUGGCAAGGACGCAGACGGUUGCCGCGGUCAGGAUAGUCGCAUGAGCGUCUACCUGAUGAGACUAUCGGGUUUCGAUCAUCGGUGCAGGGUGAGAUACAGCCUGGCUCUGGGCGAGGGUGAACGGCGAAUCGACUCCGGACAAAUCGAGGAUAUAUCCGACGCCGAGGGUUGUGGCUUCGGAUGGCAUACGAGGGUUAGAUGGUCCGAUAUCGCGCACAAGGGCACGCUCCGUGUGUCGCUUGAGAUGCUCGAGGCGAGGACCAUUUGCGAGGUCGUAGUACAGGCGCUGGGCACGUCGGUUCUGCCGGCUGCGCCCUGCUAUGAUCGCGACAAGCAGGCUUGGGCCAUCCGCGCCGAUCUCAACUCCGACACAGUCAGGCUGCAUUUGGUGUAUAAAGACAUCCAUAAUGUACCGAGGAAUCAUUUAAGGUAUGUCAGUUGGUCGGCAUAUCUGUUGAGAGGCGAGGGACCAAACAUCACGGCGAUUGGGCUACCCGGCGAACCAUUCAGCCGCUACUACGUUCAGGAGUCCGUCGACGAAGGCAUUAUCAUGGAGACGAACGUGGACAUGAAUGAAGUAAAGGAGAAUCAUUGUCCAUAUCUCACAGACAAAGGUCAGCUAAGGAUCCGAUUGGAAUGGAACGAGAGCCACUUGCUUUUUCAAGCGACCUACCACAAGUACGACGACGUAUGUCGCGUACACAAUCAACAGAUGCGACGUGAGAUCGUAUCGCUGCAAGCAGAGAAUUACAGUCUCGAGCGGCAGCUGUUCAGCUAUCAGAAGAGCCUGGCAUAUGCACAAGCGCAGCAACAGCAACAGCAACAACAUCCAAAUCAGCAGCAUCACUCGGUGGUAGGUCAUCAGGGUCAUCUCGAGCGAUCAGCGUCCAGUGAUACUGAAUACGCUUGACAAGUGGAACGCGAGUUAUC